UGUACCCCGAAUUCAAACCCGACCCGACUAACUGCAUAACAGACUCGGGGGUAGUCGAACCCGCCAAAACAAUGGCGGGAGUGUGCUGCUCUCUGAGACUACAGAUUCCUCUGCUCUCACACCCCACGACAAACCAUGGAAUCCGGUGCUGCGCAAAAGCACCCGAUAACAAUCCCAAGAGAGAAGAAACUCCCCAGAUAUUGAAACUCGCAGUGACCGGAGUCACCGAGUUCCUCAGGCUUCUAUCUCCGUUCAACACAACAACAACAACCAGAUUGAAUAAAGCGACUGAUAAACAAAGGGAUGAGUUUUCGAAUGUGGGAAUAGAUGAUGUUUUGAUGAUUCUCGAAGCGGAUUACAAGAAUGCGUAUUUUGUGACAGGCAUUUUCACCUCCGCAAUCUAUGCUGAAGAUUGUAUCUUUGAAGAUCCAACUAUUAGGUUUCAAGGUACGGAGUUGUAUGCUCGCAACUUGAAAUUGCUUGUUCCUUUCUUUGACUCUCCAUCAAUUGGAUUGGAAAAGAUUGAGAAGGGUAUUGAUUCUGAAGCGAACUUUGUUCUAGCAACAUGGAAACUAAGGACCUACCUGAAGCUCCCAUGGAGGCCUUUGAUUUCUGUUGAUGGAAGUACAGUCUAUGACUUGGAUGAUAAGUUUAAAAUUGUAAGGCAUGCUGAGAGUUGGAAUGUUUCUGCAAUUGAGGCAGUUGGCCAGAUAUUCAGACCUUCUGGAAGGUCCGAUGACUGAAUGUGUUAAGUCUUAGAAAUCAGAACGAGCUUCAGGUAUUGCCAUUACUUUUCUUCAUUCUCAAUGGGCCAUACACCAAUAUUAUAUGACAUCCUACAUCUCAGCAAAAUGUAACAGUCCGCUACUCCGAGGAUACAAGUUUCUGAUCUAUCUAGUGUGGCUGUGCAGAUUUUGAGGCAGAUUUUUGAGGCAAGCUCUCUUGGGUUCAAUGCUGCUGGGCACAUUCCCAGCACAUCCCUAUUUCAUAGCCUAAAAAUAUGUUUUCUUCUUUUGGUGAAUGGCUUUGGUCCUGUUGAUCAAGAUAUAGUACAUGUACGACUAACCUAGCCUUGUAAACUUUUUGUGUAUACUAAUCUGAUCUGCACAACCUACAAGGGUUAGUUCUUAUAUCUAAUUUGAGUUCUUACU
Molecule: messenger RNA, 1151 nt
Organism: Rosa rugosa (rugosa rose)
Lineage: Eukaryota; Viridiplantae; Streptophyta; Magnoliopsida; Rosales; Rosaceae
Exons: 10
Coding region: 72-743 (223 amino acids)
Source: RefSeq, a predicted model, not a curated record